UACCACUUACCGUCGUCGUGGAGGAAAGCUGGUAUUUUGAAAUUUACCGGAGGCAUGACAUUUUAAAAUAUCCUGCCUAGAUUUAAUGAUUUUGAUUUGUAUAGAAUAUUAAUAAAAAAUGCCACUGCUUUCGAAAAAUGGUGAUUUUUCUAUUAUGUAACAACUGAGUAGUGCUGAAACUGGCGGACGACUUUCAAAAGAGAAAUGUUUCGUCGAGUAGUUAAAUGGGGUGUAGCUACAGGUCUGGCUGGUUUGACUCUUGCUUCAUUACAUGACAAUCGAUGGGAAGUUUCUACUAUAGGAUUUCUGAGAUUUGGCCGUGCUGCUGUGACGGUUGGAAAAAUUGCUGCUGACUAUAAAAUAAGUUUAAAAGGACUAGACAUAAACAGUGAAGAAUAUGCAGAUGCAAAAUCUGAGGUUCACUUUCGAUCAGCAAGAAAAUUGCUAGAUUUAUGCUGUAAGAAUGGUGGAGCAUUCAUCAAAGUUGGGCAGCACAUAGGAGCUUUAAAUUAUUUAUUACCUUACGAGUAUGUUUCAACAUUAAAAGUUUUACAUAAUAAAGCUCCAAAGGCUUCAAUAGAAGAUGUUUUACAUGUUGUUAAAGAAGACUUAGGAAAUGAUGCUAAUCAAAUAUUUAAAAGUUUUGAAUCAGAACCAAUUGGUGCUGCCUCUUUAGCACAAGUGCAUUUGGCUACCUUAGAAGAUGACACUCCAGUUGCGGUCAAGGUGCAGCACAGAAAUGUUCAAGCACAUGCUAGAGUGGACAUGGCAACAAUGGAGUUGUUGGUUAAUAUAGUCGCAUGGCUGUUUCCAGAAUUCUCUUUCAUGUGGCUAGCUGAAGAGACAAAACGAAAUCUACCUCUUGAAUUAGAUUUCAUCCAUGAAGGUCAAAAUGCUGAACGAGUGCACAGAAUGUUUUCUUCUCUUCCCUGGUUGAAAAUCCCAAAAAUUUACUGGGAUUUGUCAACUAAGAGGGUCUUGACAAUGGAGUACUGUGAAGGUGGCCAAGUGGAUGAUCAUCAAUACAUAAAGGAACAUAAUAUUUCUGCCUCUGAAGUAUCUAGAAAAUUAGGGGAACUUUAUAGCCAAAUGAUAUUUGUAAAUGGAUAUGUGCAUUGUGAUCCUCACCCAGGCAACAUACUUGUUCAUAAAGAUGAAAAAUCUAAAGAAAUCCAAAUUGUCCUGUUGGAUCAUGGACUUUAUGUGGAUCUAACAGAUCAGUUCCGAGUGAACUAUAGCAAUAUGUGGCUGGCUCUUAUGAAGGCAGAUGUAAAAGGUGUAGAAUACUGGGGACGUAAACUUGGAGUUGGAGAUCUGUAUGGUCUUUUGGCAUGUAUGAUAACUGCUCGUUCCUGGAGGGCUGUUACUGAGGGCAUUGAAAAGCAUGGUGUUUCAUCUGAAGAAAAGCAAGAAAUUAGAAGUAAUGCUGCCAACUACCUUACUGAAAUUACUGUUGUUUUAAGUAAAGUUCCACGAGAAAUGCUACUUAUCUUUAAAACCAAUGAUCUUUUGAGAGGCAUUGAAGGUUCUCUUGGUGUCAAAGGAGCUGCGGGUUCAUUUAUUGCUAUGUCCAAAUGCUGUAUCAAAGCUCUAUAUAAUGAGAAAAUGAAGCAAUGUCAUACUUAUUUUGGUACCUUGAAACUUUUCUUUACAAAAUCAGUUGCUUAUACAAGAAUAUUUCUUUAUCAGUAUUAUUUGUGGUUUAUUAAUCUUAGCAUUAUUUCAAAAUUUAGUAUACAUUCUUAAUUUAUAUCUCAUAUAUUUUAAUUCCACAACAUUUUAAAAUAUGUAUUAUAUUCAUAAUUUAUUUAUUUAUUGUAUAUUUAUUUGUUAUUAACAUUUUAAUUUAUGUGGGUAUGGUAUGAAAGACUGAAUUACUGUGUGAGGUAUUGCCCUUGUGUAGAUCAAAAGCUGAAAUAUUUUCUGAUAAACUAAUUUAUAUAUCAUAAUUUUGAGAAAUGUAACCAUGGAAUAAUUUUUGCCAAUAACCUUACUGAAUUUUGUGUGUUAGUAAUUGUUUAUUUUUUCAAGCCUUUUUUAUUUGAUUUAAUUGAGUGAUGUUCUAAAUACUUCAAUGUAGAGCAAUACAGUUUGCUCUAAUAUUAGAUGAAAUGUAGAAUUCCAAAAUUUUAUUAAACAAAAAUUAUGAUUUUGCAUUCAUGCUGAAUGCCAAGCAGCAAUAUAAAAUAUCAUUUUGCUUUAUAUCUCUGGGAGGUGCAUUAGUACUUAUAUCUUUCAAAUACCAAUGAAGAUUUGCCAAAUCUUCUAUGAGAUUAGAGAAAAUUAUUAUUAUAUAAUAAAUAAUUUUUUUAUAUAUAUCCUAAAUAUAGUGUAAACAGAUUUUAAAUAUUUAGAUGGAAAAUACCUUUCUAUGAUUGAGAAUUUGUUACUUUCUAUCAUUUUUUUCUCUUUGGCUAUCAUCUGUUAUAACAGCGCUGUUCUCAAAUCAUUGAAUUCUAUAUUUAACAUUGAUUUCAUUCUAUAUUUAAUAUAAAAAACAUUGAUUUUAUUCUUUUAUAUUGCAUGUGAAUGUUUAAAAAUGAAAUAUAUACACAAACGCCUUAAUUACAAAAUUGAAUUGUGAACUCAAAUUUGAUUGAUUUGUAACAUCCGUAUCCUAAUUUGUACUCGUGUUUUACAUAUUUUAUUUUA
Messenger RNA from Argiope bruennichi, 2652 nucleotides. It is a transcript of the gene Adck1, whose product is annotated as aarF domain-containing protein kinase 1-like. Gene Ontology annotation, biological process: lipid homeostasis; mitochondrion organization. The record is from RefSeq and is a predicted model, not a curated record. NCBI's taxonomy places the organism in Eukaryota, Metazoa, Arthropoda, Arachnida, Araneae, Araneidae. Bases 205 to 1746 code for a protein of 513 amino acids. The transcript has 10 exons. Gene Ontology annotation, cellular component: mitochondrial inner membrane.